Trichobilharzia szidati is the source of this 1305-nucleotide messenger RNA. The record is from the annotation of a GenBank genome assembly. NCBI's taxonomy places the organism in Eukaryota, Metazoa, Platyhelminthes, Trematoda, Strigeidida, Schistosomatidae.
AUGAUUGAUAACUACUAUCCAAGUGGAUAUCACUCAGCUAUGCUUGAUAAUGAAAAAAUGCUCAACCAUAUAAUGAAACCAAACCCAACACUGUCCACUGAUAAACAUGAAAAUCAAUGUGAUUGUCAAUCUUGUCGUUUGACCAGGCGAUAUCAAAACAGCAUUCCAGCAUAUCUACCUGAAAGAUACGAUGAUACCUCGGAUGAAGUGAAUGAUUUCUCUGAAUUUCAACAAAUCACUAUGGCACUGUUGAAUACACUUAUGGCGACAACUGAAAUGUUACGUACACAACUGAAAGUAAGGCAAGCAGCUCUAGCAUCACGAAAAUGUUGCAGUAAUAGACAAGUAGCUAAAGACAGAGACAGAUUUGCACAGACUCAAGGAUGGAAUGAAAAUGCCAUGUGUAAUAUUCUAAAAGUUCAACAUUCUUGUAGUGAAGAAGAUUCUAAUGAAGAUAACUUGACUUUAUCGAUUUAUAGAGCAGAAGACAAAGGCAUCAACUAUCGACAGAGGGAGCAGUUAACACCUCUGUCUAUUCAGUAUCAUCAAAACAUAUCCGAGAAGAAGAAGAAGAAGAUAAAGGAGAAGAGGCCUGCUACCAGUACUACUAACACUCCUUACCCCAUAUCAAGUAGGAGGAUUAAGGAAGAUUCUGUGAACUGUAGUAGAUUCAUUACACCAAUAUUAAAAAAUUCUUCAACAAAAUAUAUUCAAACAUUAUCUUCAGAUAUACUGAAAACCAAUGCACAGAGAAUGAAUCAUGAUUUACAUCGAAAUGGAAAUGGCUUAAAUUUGCGAAACAAUUUCACAUCGCAUUUGUUUAAAUCGACCAAUAGAGAUUUAAAUUCGAAAGCGCCAAAAAUGAACAUUCAUCAUCAUUAUCAUGAUCAUCCACAUUUGCAACAUAAUUUAAACAAAAGGAGUGUAUCAUUUGAAAGGUAUACUGAUGACAACUUAUUUAAGAAUAUUGAAAAUACAAGAAAACAAGAAGGAGGAGGUCACGUAACUAAAACAAAAUUAUUGUGUACUAAUUGUCAUCAAUUGUUAAAUUUCUAUUGUAAGCCUGAAAGCAAAUGUCUGUGUUGUCAGAAGAGCAUAGAUAUCUCAUUGUUGACGUCAUCAUCCUUGUCGACAUCAUCGUCUACACUUGAUUCACAGUUUGUUUUAAUUAAUCGUAAAGAAGAGAGAUAUCAGAUUGCUUCGUCACCGUCACCAUCACCACCAACAGUAACAACAACAGCAACAACAACAAUGUCGUUUACAUCGACAACUUCAAUGAAAACUAUUUUUCACUCAAUACCCUGA